AUGCAAACUCCACCCAAAGACGAGAACGAUCUCGUCCUUUUCACCGUCGCCGACAAAGCCAACCCGUACAACUUCCCAUCCUGGCGGAAAUGGAUGAUUGUGCUUAUCGUAGGCCUUAACACCCUCUGGGCCAUGAUGUUGUCGACCAUCGUUGUCCCCGCCACCACCCGCUACCGAGAAGAAUUCGGCAUCAAAGAGAUCACGAGCAAGGUACCCAUCAUGACCUAUCUUCUCGGCUACAGUCUCGGCCCCGUCCUCAUCAUCCCCAUCAGCGAGGACUACGGCCGCAAGCCGAUUGGUAUAGCCUCGCUCCUCAUCCUCUACAUAUUCAAUAUCCCUCAGGGCCUCGCUCAAAACGUAGAGACUCUUGCAGUCACUCGCUUCAUCGCCGGUAUCUUUGCCUCACCCAUCCUUAACUAUGUCUGCCUUGUUCCUGAUCUCUGGCGCGGCGGCGACAAGGCAGGUCUGUGGGGCGUUAAUUUCUGGGCCUUCAUGGCAGAAUCUGUCGUGUUGGGCGGGAUUAUUGGUGACUAUAUCGUCGAUAGGUACGACUGGCGUCUCGCUAUUUGGAUCCCAAUGGCCGUCGGUGGCUUCCUCCUCAUCCUCUUCGCUGUCCUCGUCCCGGAAACCCGCCCCGCUCCCAUUCUCACCAAGCGCACUAAAGAAAUACGCAAACAUCACAACCCAAACGCAUGGACCAUCUACGAAACUAAGCGCAGUUGGGAGGCUAUCUUCAAGGAGACUUUGCUCAGACCUCCAGUCAUGUUCUUUACGGAAUACGGUAUAAACUAUGGAUUGAUUUACCUUCUCAUCGAGAGCAUGCCCCUGGUUUAUGCUGAGAUGGGUGUCGACGCACCAAACAGCUCGCUCUUCUAUUUUGCGAUGGAAGUCGGCUUUGUAUUAGCACUGCUCUGCUACCACUUGCAACUGAAAGCUCAGGCAUGGGCGACUCGGCGAUCUGGGGAAGACAAGCCGGAGUACAAGCUAUUCUGGGGGAUGCUCUCAGCCUUUGUCUUCCCCGUCUCCAUGUACUGGUAUGGUGGAACGGGGCAGCCGGAUUACAGUGUAGUUAGUGACUACACGAUAGACUCGUACCAGAUGCUCGCGAGCAGUGCGGUGACAGGCCAGUCCUUCUGUCGGGAGAUACUAGCUGCGACAUGCGCGCUAGUGACGACGACCUUCUACGAUUGGUCCUACGGUGUCCCCGGCCCUUACCACCACACAUACGCAGUUGCGUCUUAUAUCCUCGCAGCCAUCGCAACAUUGUGCAUAGCUAUCCCGUUCGUCUUCUACGCUUUCGGUCCGCGUAUUAGAGCCGCAUCGCAUUACUCGCUCGAGUUGAAGCGCCUCACUAAGGAGGAAAUCGAGCGUGAGAAGUGGAUGGAGGAACGCAGUCAGGCUAUCACCCGCGAACAGCAGCACCAGCAUGACGCUAUUGAAACCGUACAAGGCGAUCGAGAGGAUACGCCUGCUGAAAAAGACACUCUCGAAAAAGUCGCUGAGGUGCCUUGA
Molecule: messenger RNA, 1512 nt
Organism: Wallemia ichthyophaga EXF-994
Lineage: Eukaryota; Fungi; Basidiomycota; Wallemiomycetes; Wallemiales; Wallemiaceae
Product: Caffeine resistance protein 5
Exons: 3
Coding region: 1-1512 (503 amino acids)
Biological process (GO): transmembrane transport
Molecular function (GO): transmembrane transporter activity
Source: RefSeq, a predicted model, not a curated record